This is a messenger RNA of Aureococcus anophagefferens, 404 nucleotides long. RefSeq lists its product as hypothetical. The annotation marks the transcript as partial. The record is from RefSeq and is a predicted model, not a curated record. The transcript has a single exon. NCBI's taxonomy places the organism in Eukaryota, Pelagophyceae, Pelagomonadales, Pelagomonadaceae.
AUGGGCGGGUCCACUCCGCCCCCUGGAGUCCCACACGCCAAGGACCACCUCAGAGGCGUCCCCGUGCUCAUGAAUAAGGCCGAGGUCGACGAGUUGGGUGUGCCAAUCCUCCAGCGCAAAGACGCCAUCACGCUCACAGCGGCGCGAAAUGAAGGAUUCUGCGGCGAAUUGUUCCGGGGCCAGGCCCUCCAGGAGACGCUCGAGGCGGGCCGCGAGGGAAUGCCCGUGGGGCGGACCCCGCACGCGUACAACGACGCGCUGCACGCGCUCGCGAAGGAGAUGCACGCCAAGGGCAUCGGUCUCGAGGGCGGGGAGCAUCAGCGUCGGUUGGGUCUCCUGGCGUCCGCGGACAUGCGGCACUCGCCCAUGAACCCGGAAUCUGAGGUAUUUUCCGUGUCGAAACA